Solanum pennellii is the source of this 2737-nucleotide messenger RNA. RefSeq lists its product as uncharacterized. NCBI's taxonomy places the organism in Eukaryota, Viridiplantae, Streptophyta, Magnoliopsida, Solanales, Solanaceae. The transcript has 12 exons. Gene Ontology annotation, molecular function: hydrolase activity, hydrolyzing N-glycosyl compounds. The record is from RefSeq and is a predicted model, not a curated record. Bases 1 to 2643 code for a protein of 880 amino acids.
AUGAAGGAGAAAGAAAAAAUGUUGUUUUUGGGAUUUUUACAUAGAAUUAUUUUCAUGAUUUUGCUAUUUGUGCCAACUUUUUUCAAUGGAGUAGAGAGUCUUCAUAGAAUUCUUUUGGAUACAGAUGUGGAUACUGAUGAUUUCUUUGCUCUUUUCUACAUUUUGAAGCUUAAUAGAUCAGAAAUUGAUUUGAAGGCUGUAACUAUUGGCACAAAUGGAUGGACUGAUUCAGGACAUGCUGUAAAUCAAGUGUAUGAUAUGCUUUACAUGAUGGGACGUGACGAUAUUGCUGUUGGUAUGGGAGGUGAAGGAGGAAUACUUCCCAAUGGUACCAUUCUUCCUGACGUUGGUGGAUAUCUCCCUUUAAUUGAUCAGGGAGAUGCUACAGCUGGAUAUUGUAGAUAUAGACAAGCUGUACCUGUUGGUCUUGGAGGACGCUUGGAUAUCGACUCAAAUUAUGGAUUCCGAAAGAGCUUCCUUCCACAGGGCAAGAGACAGUAUUCUCCUCUUAGACAGCCAACUGCUCAGCAAGUAAUGAUUAACACAAUUUCUUCAGGGCCAACCGUUGUUUUCCUCCUUGGAUCACAUACAAACUUUGCAUUAUUUCUUCUAAGUAAUCCACAUUUAAAGAAAAAUAUUGAGCAUAUUUACAUAAUGGGAGGUGGUGUAAGGUCAAAGAAUCCUACAGGGUGUUGUCCAAAGAAUUCAACCUCUUCUUGCCAACCUCGACAGUGUGGUGAUCGUGGUAAUUUAUUCACAGAUUACACAAGCAACCCUUACGCAGAAUCCAAUUUGUUUAUGGAUCCUUUUGCUGCUUACCAGGUGAUUCAUUCUGGUAUUCCAGUUACUCUUGUCCCAUUGGAUGCCACAAACACCAUUCGUAUAACCGAAGAGUUUUUUGAGACCUUUGAGAAGAAUCAGCACACCUAUGAGGCACAGUACUGUUUCAAGUCCCUGAAAAUUGCUCGUGAUACUUGGUUUGAUGACCAAUUCUAUACGAGUUACUUUAUGUGGGACUCAUUUAUGUCUGGAAUAGCUGCUUCAAUCAUGAGGAAACAACAAAACUACCAAGGAGAAAAUGAAUUUGCAGAAAUGGAGUAUAUCAAUAUUACUGUUGUUACUUCAAAUAUGCCGUAUGGGAUAUCUGAUGGAUCAAAUCCAUUUUUUGAUGGACGUAGAACUCCCAAGUUCAACUUGGAAAGAAAUGGAGUUCACAGUGGUCAUGUUCAGACUAGACUCCGUGAUCCAUUUUGUGUAGUCAAGAAUGGGAUGGGUAAAUGCCAGGAUGGUUAUACAAAAGAAGUUGUUGGGCUAAGUGGAGUGCCUGUUCGUGUUGCUGUAAGAGCAAAGCCUAAUCAAAAUCCUAAAAGUGCACUAGACAGAGAAUUUUUUGUUAGCUUCCUGGAUGUCUUAAACCAAAGAGAAAAUUCAGGAUUAUUCAAUUUUUCUACACAAUUUCCUCAUUACAGAGGAGAACUCCGCAAACCAGAUUUCAGGGGCAAGCAUCUCGGGAAAAAUGUUGUGUUUGAUAUGGAUAUGAGUGCUGGAGAUUUUAUAGCUCUCAUUUAUCUCCUUAAAAUACCAGUUGAAGAAAUUAAUCUCAAGGCUAUAAUUGUGAGUCCAACUGGCUGGGCAAAUGCUGCAACAAUUGAUUCUGUCUAUGAUUUGCUUCAUAUGAUGGGUCGUGAUGACAUCCCCGUGGGCCUUGGAGAUGUGUUUGCAAUGAACCAGUCUGAUCCUGUUUUCUCUGCAGUUGGUGACUGCAAGUACAACAAGGUUAUACCACAAGGAAGUGGUGGAUUUCUCGACUCAGACACUCUUUACGGAUUAUCUCGUUCUUUGCCUCGAAGUCCUCGCAGAUAUACAGCGGAAAAUUCAGUGAAAUUUGGAGCUCCUAGGGACACUGAUCAUCCUGAACUCAGACAACCUCUGGCACUAGAAGUAUGGGAGUCAGUGGUGAAAUCACUUGAUCCAGGAUCCAAGGUUACCAUUUUAACCAAUGGCCCAUUGACCAACAUAGCAAAGAUUGUUCUCGCAGGAAAAAAUAUGACCAACGCCAUCCAGGAUAUAGUAGUUGUCGGAGGGCACAUCAAUCAUGACAAUACUGAUAAGGGAAAUGUAUUCAAUGUUCCCUCAAAUAAAUUUGCGGAACUGAACAUGUUUCUUGACCCUCUAGCAGCAAAGACAGUUUUGAGUUCAGACCUCAACAUCACUCUCAUUCCACUUGGCAUACAACGGAAAUUCAGUGCAUUCCCUACGAUUCUUAAAAGACUUCACCUAACUAAGAAGACACCUGAAGUAAUUUUUGUGAAGCGUUUACUGUCAACGUUACAUCAGCUGCAAAAGACACAUCCUAGAUACAAGCAUAUGGAUGUAUUUGUUGGAGAAAUCCUUGGAGCAGUAAUUUUGGCUAGUGAUUAUAAUGUACUGAAAUCAACCUUUGAUGUCAAGAAAAUUAAAGUCUCCGCCACGGGGUAUGAAUCUGUAGAUGGACAGAUAAUUAUCGACGAAAAGCAAGGGAAAUCAGUGAAAGUAUUGGAGAAUUUGGAUCAUUCAGGUUAUUACAAAGUUUUUGCAAAUAGACUAAGUGAAGAGAAGCAGUCAGCUGUAGUUGGAAGCUUUAAUAAGCAGACAAGACUUUGAAAUUAAACUGCCAAUUCAUUUGUAAUCAGAUAAAAUAGGCCCAAAAAUUGCCUUUUUUAAGCCUGUAUUUUAAAAAGAGCAACUUUCACAUAUA